Messenger RNA from Magallana angulata, 499 nucleotides. Its product is annotated as transmembrane protein 14C-like. Gene Ontology annotation, cellular component: mitochondrial membrane. The coding region runs from base 16 to 408 and encodes 130 amino acids. The transcript has 4 exons. The record is from RefSeq and is a predicted model, not a curated record. Gene Ontology annotation, biological process: regulation of heme biosynthetic process. Lineage: Eukaryota; Metazoa; Mollusca; Bivalvia; Ostreida; Ostreidae.
GUCUAUUAAGGUCGUAUGUGCUCAACAGAAAUAGAGGGUGACAAAUUAACCCUCCCCCGUCUACUUUCGAUUUCACAUUACAGGAACAAAAUGGGUGGUGUGGAUAUUGUGAGCCUUGCAUAUUCCGUGACUGUAACAGCUGGAGGGCUGAUGGGAUAUGUGAGGGCAGGGAGUAUCCCCUCUUUGGUUGCUGGUCUUGCCUUUGGAAGUUUGAUGGGGUACGGUACUUAUCAGACCUCCAACGACCCACAAAACGUCAACCUGUCUCUGGUGACGAGUGGAUUGCUGGCUGGUGUGAUGGGAUACAGGUUUUUCAACUCUGGAAAGUUCAUGCCUGCUGGUCUUGUAUUUGGCUUGAGUUUGCUGAUGGUUGCCAGAUUUGGAUACAGAAUUGCUUCAAGAACUUAAUCAUUUCACACGAUUGUAACCACAAAGACUCUUGUUUUCAUGCUUCAUUUUAUUCAGUCAGAAACUCAAAAUAAAAUAACAUGUUACAGUA